AUGACAAAAUCAUCAAGUCAAUCGCCGAGCCCCGGCGCGCAUAACGCUAGCAAUGCUUCCGCGACAACGCCGCUUCUAGUCGGCAAGCUCGUCGGCACCGCGUCUUCAGAAGCCGGUCCUGGGGCCGUGUCCGUGUCCGGAGAGUAUGGAGCAAUCGGUGCCUCCGGCGAUGGCACUGCGGAGGCAAUAGUAGCGGCUCCGGACCCAAAGGCAGCGUCUAGACCGAUGCCUAAGUUCCAGAUCUUGCUGCUCUGCUACGCGCGGGUAAUGGAACCUAUUGCGUUCUUCUCCAUUUUCCCUUUCAUCGCGCAGAUGGUUCAGGAGAAUGGUCAUCUCCCCAAGACCGACGUUGGCUUCUACAGUGGCCUCAUUGAGUCUCUCUUCUCGGCUACGCAGAUGCUGGUUCUCCUUGGCUGGAGUCAACUUGCAGACCGUAUUGGUCGCAAGCCGGUGCUUAUCAUCACUUUGAUUGGUACAGCUAUUGGUCCCAUGCUUUUCGGCAUGUCCAAGACUAUCGGACAGAUGAUCCUCUUCAGAUGUCUAGCAGGCGUGUUUUCUGGUUCUGGUCUUGUAAUCAGGACUAUGAUAUCCGAACUCAGCACCCCUGACACACAGGCCAAGGCCUUCAGCUGGUUUGCUUUCGGAGGAAACGUGGGAAUCUUCUUGGGCCCCCUCAUCGGUGGUGCUCUCGCAGACCCAGCUCAUCAGUUCCCAAGAGCGUUCGGACACGUUCAAUUUUUCAUCGAUUAUCCCUAUGCACUACAGGGUUUUGUUGUCGGUGCUUUCAGCUUAACAGGUUGUAUCACCAGCAUCCUGUUUCUAGAGGAAACACUCAAUCAGCCGAAAGACACGCAUCGCCAAGUCGUUGAGCAACCUUCGCGGUCGAUGUGGGAACUCAUGAAAUCUCCCGGAGUAGGUAUCUCCCUUUGGGCUUAUGCCCAUGCUAUGUUCCUGGCCUUCGCCUUCACAGCUAUUCUCCCCGUUGCUCUCUACACACCUGUUCGUUUCGGUGGUACGGGCUUCGACGCGUUCAAGAUCUCCAUCUACAUGGCUGUCCAGGGUGCUAGCCAGGCCAUUUGGCUACUCGUUGCUUUCCCGCUACUCCAUCGCCGUAUUGGCACACGCGGUGUUAUGAAGAUAUGUGGAUAUGCGUAUCCCUGGUUCUUCCUUGGGUUCAUCAUCCUCAACCUGCUCUUGCGCACACACACCCAUGCCGCCAUGGUGACAUUCUGGAUCUUGGGCUUCGUGAUCAUGGUCGUCGGCCCUGGUGUCUCCAUGGCUUUUACAGGUGUUCAGCUUGCUAUUAACGACGCGGCGCCCGAUCCCCACGUCGUGGGCACCUUGAAUGCUCUUGCCAUGAGCUUUGCGAGCGCCGUUAGAGCUGUUGUGCCUGGUGCUGCCACAGCCAUCUAUGCAAUUGGCGUUCGAGGCCAGAUUCUCUCUGGCCAUCUUGCAUGGGCGAUACUCAUCCCGCUUGCGAUGGCAUUCACUGUGGUUUGCUUUUACAUCCCCGAGGGAAAGCGGCCGUCCAAGGGCAAUGACGAGGAGAACGAGGAUGAGUCGUAG
Fusarium sp. VM40 is the source of this 1566-nucleotide messenger RNA. NCBI's taxonomy places the organism in Eukaryota, Fungi, Ascomycota, Sordariomycetes, Hypocreales, Nectriaceae. The record is from the annotation of a GenBank genome assembly.